This is a messenger RNA of Ectocarpus siliculosus, 312 nucleotides long. NCBI's taxonomy places the organism in Eukaryota, Phaeophyceae, Ectocarpales, Ectocarpaceae. The record is from the annotation of a GenBank genome assembly.
AUGUCCGUCGAGAACGCGCGGUCCUUCGCCUCCCGCCACCGUGACAUCCUCUCCGCCGUGUCGGCGGCCGACGUCAACCUGGCAUGCGGCGCAGGAGAUGCUCCGCCCGCGCCGACGCCAAGCCCUCCUUCACGCGAGCCCUCCGCAGACAACGCCGACCGCACCGACGCGACUCGUGGCAUCGUGGACAUGUCAGCCUUCCUGGACGCCCUGGACAACCCCCUCCUACUUCGCAACAUCGGCAUAGGUCGUGACAGCAACGACAACGACCAACCUCCCAGCGCCUCCUCGUCUUGCCCUUCCGUACCAUAG